CAGUCAGCUGCAGCAACGACAACGAAGGGGACGAGGACGAGGACGAGGACGACGUCGGCGUGGGAAGAAGCAAGAGCGGCACCAGAUGGAUCACGGAGUGGUGCAGAGAUGGCUUCGGAGCAUAUUGGAUCCAUAUCCAGAGGCGGAUCGGGUCUAUGCUGAUGUGGACCGAACCUUGAUGGCCGUCUCAUCCUUGUCUCCCAAGACAGAGGUAUAUACCUACGACGAUGGUCGGACGCAAUUGCUGCUGGUCCUGGAAGGAACCAUCCCUGUGGGCUAUCGCGGAGCCACGUACAACAUUCCGGUUGCGUACUGGAUCCCGAGGAUGUACCCGAGAGAAGCUCCGAUUGCGUAUGUCACACCCACGGCUGACAUGCUCGUGCGGAAGGGCAAGCACGUCGACGUCAGCGGCAAGGUUGGCGGGCCAUAUCUGGAGCGCUGGGAGAAGAAAUGGGAGGCUUCGAACUUGCUUGAUUUCGUCCACGAUUGCCAGAGUAUAUUCGGCCAAGAGCCACCAGUGUACGCGAAGCCAAGAGGGGCUCCUUCAGCACAAGGCACACCUUCGCCAGGGCCAGGACUGAGUCCGCAGCCAUCCGGUGAUCCACGGGAAAGACGGCCACCGCAAUUGCCCCCUCAAAGCCCACAAACAACUUCGUCAAGAGCAGAAACAGGGCCUCCUCUAAAACCCCCCAAACCAGGUGGAAGCUAUGCCGAUCCCCAAAGGCGGACGUCGCUCCCUCCGCAGGCCAACCAUCAGAGCCCCGGUACCCAACAUCAUGAUCCGCGGUACGCCGCAGGUGCCUCGCAUCUAGGUCACCUUGCUCCCUCAGCCUCUCCGACUCAGCAUUUCCGGCAUCAGUCCAUGGAUCCAAGGUAUUAUCAGUAUGCACAACCAACACCCCCAAAUACAAGCGUGUACGAGCAAGGGCUCCCUGUAGAAGCCCCUCGACAUCCAAGUACAGGACCCCGUCAGCCUGCUCGAAGCGUGUCUCUGUCGGCAGCCGAGGCGGGCUCCUCACAAGCACUGCCAGCUGGCCCCUCGCAUUUGUCGCCGAACGGACCCCGCCCUCCCCCUGUUCCACCUGUCCCUCAGGAUUUCGUCGAGACUCGAUCAGGGUCUUACGAAGAGGUGCACCAGCAGAUGCAAAAUCUGAAUCUCGCUUCUCCGCUGGGAGCACCUGCGCCUCCCCGACCGCCGAAUCCGGAACUCCUGUCGCUGCAUGCGCGACUGCACGCAAAGCUUACGAUGCGAUUGCAGCACCUACGAAACACGCUGGGCGAAUCCCAAAACCAGCUCCAGUUGCUCAAUUCGGACCUCGAUCGAGGAGAACCAGCGAUCCGCGACGAAAUGUCAAGGCUCGAGGCAGUCCGUGACGUCUGUCGGGCGACGGGAGACGGCCUCGAGAGGUCGGUCAAUGAGGCAAGAGAGUGGGCGCAGAAGCUCAGGGAACGGGAGGAUCCCAAUCCAGAUGAGAUGGUGUUUAGCACGAGCAUUGUUGGAAAUCAGCUCAUCGACUUGGUUGCGGAAGACAACGCAAUCGAGGACACCCUCUACCAUCUUGGACGGGCCCUGAAUGCAGAAGUGAUCGACCUCGACAGGUUCCUCAAGCAGACAAGAUUCUUGGCCAGGGAGCAAUUCAUGCGACGCGCUCUCGCUCAGAAGAUAUAUACACGGAGCAUCUCACAUGCGUGCUUGGAAAGGGAGUGAAAGUGCCCCUGCGUGUGUGUGUGAAAAGGGAAAAGAUUAUCAAUGGC
Molecule: messenger RNA, 1755 nt
Organism: Acaromyces ingoldii
Lineage: Eukaryota; Fungi; Basidiomycota; Exobasidiomycetes; Exobasidiales; Cryptobasidiaceae
Product: UEV-domain-containing protein
Exons: 6
Coding region: 86-1708 (540 amino acids)
Biological process (GO): protein transport; endosome to lysosome transport; protein modification process
Cellular component (GO): ESCRT I complex
Molecular function (GO): ubiquitin binding
Source: RefSeq, a predicted model, not a curated record